CCGAGCGGAAGGGCAGAUACGUAAAUUCCCUACGUACUCUCCUGUCCUCUUCCUCCUCCUAAAACAUCGCACCGCUCUGCAAAAACCCUAAACCCUCCAUGGCCGUCCCUCGCUGACCUCGGCAGAAGAGCACGCGAAAUCUCCACCGGAGGUCGCCGGAGGCUCGCCGCUCGCCGCUCCCCCCCAAUCGCCGCCGACGAUGAAGCCACCCAAGUCGAAGCAGUCCCGCAAGCAGAAGCGCCUCUCGGAGGUCCAGGAGAUCGAGCUCCUGGACGCGUGGAUCGAGUCCCGCAAGCCCGAUUCGGGCUCCAAUCCCCUGUCGCUGCCUCCGCCUCCGCCGUCCCCUCCCGGCGCGCCGCGGGACGACGGCGCCGCCGCCACCGCCUCGCUCCCUCCCUACGCCGGGUCCACGAAGUUCGACCAGCUGCCGAUAUCGAACAGGACGAAGGACGGCCUGCGCGACGCCAAGUACGUGAAGAUGACCGAUAUCCAGAGAGCUUCGCUGCCCCACUCGCUCUGCGGUAGAGAUGUUCUCGGCGCGGCGAAGACUGGGUCAGGGAAGACUCUGGCUUUUCUCAUUCCGGUAUUGGAGAAAUUGUACAGAGAACGAUGGGGUCCCGAGGACGGGGUAGGAAGCAUCAUAAUAUCUCCUACGAGGGAAUUAGCUGGUCAGCUUUUCGAUGUGUUGAAAGCUGUUGGGAAGUACCAUGGCUUCAGCGCUGGUCUUCUCAUUGGUGGCCGCAAGGAUGUUGACCUGGAAAAGCAGAGCGUAAACGACCUUAACAUAUUGGUCUGUACUCCGGGCCGGCUUCUCCAGCAUAUGGACGAGACUCCGAACUUUGAUUGCUCACAGCUUAAGGUCUUGGUCCUUGAUGAGGCAGAUCGUAUUCUUGACGUUGGAUUUAAGAAGUCUCUAAAUGCAAUUAUUUCGCAGCUACCUAAACAUAGACAAACCAUGCUUUAUUCUGCAACCCAGACAAAGUCAGUCCAGGAUCUUGCAAGGCUUAGUUUGAAGGACCCUGAGUAUGUAAGUGUGCACGAGGAGUCUGUGACGGCGACUCCAAACCGCUUGCAGCAAACUGCUAUGGCUGUUCCGCUUGAGCAGAAGCUGGACUUGUUGUGGAGCUUUAUUAAGACACAUCUCAAAUCCCGGAUUCUUGUGUUUCUCUCGAGUUGUAAGCAGGUGAAAUUUGUCUAUGAAGCAUUUAAGAAACUUCGUCCGGGAAUUCCCUUGAAAUGUCUUCAUGGAAGGAUGAAGCAGGAGAAAAGGAUGGGAAUAUAUUCUGAAUUUUGUGAGAAGAGGUCUGUUCUUUUUUCAACUGACGUGGCUUCUAGAGGUCUUGAUUUCAAUAAGGCAGUGGACUGGGUCGUUCAGGUCGAUUGUCCAGAAGACGUUGCAUCUUACAUUCAUCGAGUCGGUCGCACAGCUCGAUAUUUGUCUGGAGGAAGGUCAGUUUUGUUUCUGAUGCCAUCAGAAAUGAAAAUGCUUGAAAAAUUAAGUGCUGCCAAAAUUCCUUUAGAACUUGUUAAGGCAAACGAAAAAAGGUUCCAACCAGUUUCUGGCUUGUUGUCGGCCUUGCUUGUCAAGUAUCCAAAUAUUCAGUAUCUUGCUCAAAGGGCCUUCAUCACAUAUCUGCGGUCGAUCCAUAUACAGAAAGAUAAAGAGAUCUUUGAUGUGAUGAAACUCCCUGUUGAUGAUUUCUCAGCAUCAUUUGGUCUACCGAUGACUCCUAAGAUUCGUUUCUUAAACCAGAAAAUUAAGUCCAAAACAGUCCCACAAGAAUCUUUACCACAUGAACCAGAGGAUGCUGUGGGCAGAAGUGAAUUGAAGGUCUCAACAAGGACUCUGUUGGUGAAUGACUCUAAACAAGAUGAAGAGAACAAUUUACUUUUGACUGAUGAUGAUGUGGAUGAAGCUCAGCCAAAAGCUAAUGAACUUGAAGAUGUAAUACUGGCGACUCGGGUCUUGAAGAAAAAGAAGCUUAAAAUCAAUGUCAAUAGGCCAGUGGGAACUAGAGUUGUCUUCGAUGAUGAAGGCAAUACCCUACCCCCGCUUGCUAGGAUAGCAGAGACUCAGAGUUCAGAUGGUGCUCUUUUGCUUGACAAAGGGAAGAAAGACGAGUACUAUAAGAGGAUGAGAGAGGAGAUGAAGCAAGUGGAUAAAGAAGACAAAUUCCUAGAGCAACAGCGCCGCAGGGAAAGAAGACUCAAGCAAAAGAUGAAACUGAAGGGAGGGAAACUUGAAGACGAUGACGAUGAGGGUGAGAGUGAGCUUUCCGGGUCAGACAGUGAAGCUAUGGAGAACAGAAACCGAAAGAAGUCGAAGAUAUAUUUUGACAGUGAUGAUGAUGAUGGCACACGAAAAGAAACCAACGAUAAGAUCGAUAAGAAGUCUGACGCUAUAUCUUUGGCAGAUCAAGAGGCAUUGGCUCUUAAGCUGCUGAGUUCAAUGCACUAAUGAAUUAACUUUAUAAUGAUGAAUCUAGUCGUGAGAUUAUUUUCUUCCGACUGGCUUUACCAAGUUUUGUCCCUGUUAUUUAACUCUUAAUCCGGCACAUGUAUUGCUUAGUUGAGGCAGAGACUGCAUCUGGAUGUUUUUUAUGCGAGAGCAUCGUACAUAUUUAUAA
Syzygium oleosum is the source of this 2627-nucleotide messenger RNA. Its product is annotated as DEAD-box ATP-dependent RNA helicase 32. Gene Ontology annotation, cellular component: nucleus. Bases 200 to 2458 code for a protein of 752 amino acids. The record is from RefSeq and is a predicted model, not a curated record. The transcript has 8 exons. Lineage: Eukaryota; Viridiplantae; Streptophyta; Magnoliopsida; Myrtales; Myrtaceae. Gene Ontology annotation, molecular function: RNA helicase activity; ATP binding; nucleic acid binding. Gene Ontology annotation, biological process: rRNA processing.